GCCUGGGACUGGCGCUCUCACGUCCCGUGCCCCGCUCCCCCCGCCGGCGCAGCGCUGUGGUGAAGCCGCAUUGUUUGUGCUGAGGGGGGAGGGGAGGUUCUCAGCCCGAGGACGGAGCGCCGAGCCCGCAGCCGGACUGCGACCAGCGCCGCGCCUGCCGAAUGCGCCGCGCGAGGCGCGAGCAGGAGCCCCGCACCCGCCGCCGGCAGCCCGAAGGCAGCCCGGCACCGCCAGCGCCCGCUUGGCCGCUCGGGGCUGCUGGGAGCGGCAUCGGUGGGGCCGCCCCCGCCAUUAGACCGGCCGCAGCGUCGACCCGGAGACGAGGAGCAGGAGGGUCUGUCAGCCGCGCUCCGGCGGCUCCCACAGCGUAAACAUUACCAAAUGAGGAGAAAAGGAAGAUGCCAUCGAGUAUCUGCAGCAAGGCAUUCUUCUUCCCCGUGCAGUAUUAAACACUCACCUACACGAGAAACUUUGACAUAUGCUCAAGCUCAAAGGAUGGUUGAAAUAGAAAUUGAAGGUCGCCUGCACAGGAUUAGUAUUUUUGAUCCAUUAGAGAUUAUAUUAGAAGAUGAUCUCACAGCACAAGAAAUGAGUGAAUGCAACAGCAAUAAAGAAAAUAGUGAGAGACCACCAGUUUGUCUGAGAGCUAAGCGGCAUAAAAAUAACAAAGUGAAAAAGAAAAAUGAAGCUCUUCCAAGUGCACAUGGUACACCUGCUACAACAAGUCCUCUUCCAGAACCAAAAGUACGUGUUGUUGAGUACAGUCCACCUUCUGCCCCUCGGAGACCUCCAAUUUAUUAUAAAUUCAUUGAAAAGUCAGCAGAAGAACUUGACAACGAAGUAGAGUAUGACAUGGAUGAAGAAGAUUAUGCAUGGUUAGAAAUAAUAAAUGAAAAGCGAAAAAGUGAUGGAGUAUCAGUUGUGUCACAGAAUAUGUUUGAAUUCCUUAUGGACAGGUUUGAAAAAGAGUCUUAUUGUGAGAACCAAAAACAGGGUGACCAUCAGUCUUUAAUUGACGAAGAUGCAGUAUGUUGUAUAUGCAUGGAUGGUGAAUGUCAGAACAGCAAUGUAAUCCUAUUUUGUGAUAUGUGUAAUUUAGCAGUGCAUCAGGAGUGCUAUGGGGUGCCAUAUAUACCUGAGGGUCAGUGGCUCUGCAGACGCUGUCUGCAGUCCCAUUCCCGGCCUGUAGACUGUGUGCUGUGCCCAAAUAAGGGAGGUGCCUUUAAAAAGACUGAUGAUGACCGCUGGGGACAUGUUGUGUGUGCUUUGUGGAUUCCAGAAGUUGGAUUUGCCAAUACGGUUUUUAUUGAGCCCAUUGAUGGUGUCAGAAACAUUCCCCCAGCCAGAUGGAAGUUAACAUGCUACCUCUGUAAACAGAAAGGCGUUGGUGCCUGCAUCCAGUGCCACAAAGCAAACUGUUACACAGCAUUCCAUGUGACAUGUGCUCAAAAGGCUGGUUUGUAUAUGAAAAUGGAACCUGUGAAAGAAUUAACUGGCAGUGGAACAACAUUCUCUGUAAAAAAGACUGCCUACUGUGAUGUACAUACUCCACCAGGUUGUAUACGGCGACCUCUAAAUAUUUAUGGAGAAGCUGAUAUGAAAAAUGGUGUGUGUAGAAAAGAGGGAUCAGUCAGAACUGCAAGGUCUACAUCAAAAGUCAGAAAAAAGGCAAAAAAGGCCAAGAAAUCAGUGGUUGAACACUGUACAGCUAUGCCAACAGUAUCUGCUCCUUAUAUUCCCCCUCAGAGAUUAAAUAAAAUUAUGAAUCAGGUGGCCAUUCAACGGAAGAAGCAGUUUGUUGAAAGAGUACACAGUUACUGGUUACUUAAAAGACUGUCUAGGAAUGGUGUUCCUCUGUUGAGAAGGCUGCAGUCCAGUUUACAGUCACAAAGAAACAUACAACAGAGAGAAGAUGAUGAAGAAAUGCAAGCCCUAAAGGAGAAGUUAAAGUACUGGCAAAGGCUGCGCCAUGAUCUGGAGAGAGCACGUUUGUUGAUUGAACUUAUACGUAAACGUGAAAAAUUAAAAAGAGAACAGAUCAAGGUUGAGCAGGUCGCCAUGGAGCUCCAGUUGACUCCAUUCACUGUACUGUUGCGAUCAGUUCUGGACCAGCUGCAGGAAAAGGAUUCUGCUCGAAUAUUUACUCAGCCAGUAAACCUUAAGGAGGUUCCAGAUUAUUUGGAUCAUAUAAAACAUCCCAUGGAUUUAUCUACUAUGAGAAAACGGUUAGAUUCCCAAGGCUAUAGAAACCUUAAUGAGUUUGAAGAAGAUUUUAAUCUUAUUAUAGAUAACUGUAUGAAAUACAAUGCGAAGGAUACAAUAUUCUAUAGAGCUGCAGUGCGAUUAAGAGAUCAAGGAGGUGUUGUUCUGAGACAAGCUAGGCGAGAUGCUGAGGGGAUCGGUUAUAAUAAUGAAACUGGAAUGCAUUUACCUGAACAGCCUAAACUAGAAUCACCCCAGCCUUUCUCCUGGGAAGAUGUGGAUAGGUUACUGAAUCCAGCUAACAGAGUGCAUAUGUCCUUGGAAGAACAGCUGAGAGAGUUGUUAGAAAAACUUGAUCUCACCUGUGCAAUGAAAUCCAGUGGGUCAAGGAGCAAACGAGCAAAGCUGUUAAAGAAAGAAAUCAGCAUUAUUCGCAACAAACUAAGUCAACAACACAGCCAGCCUCCCCAGAUAGAAUCAGGUAUUGGAAGUUUUGAAGAGGAAAGUGCAGCAUUAGAACAAGAAGGUGAAGAAGAAGGAGAUAAAUCUCCCCCUAAACUUGAACCAUCAGAUGCAUUACCUCUUCCUUCAAACUUGGAGACUAAUUCAGAACCACCAACCCUCAAACCAGUAGAACUCAAUCCAGAGCAGAGUAAGCUUUACAAAAGAGUAAAAUUUGAUAAUGAAUUAUAUAGCACUUCCAUUCAGAAAGAAAUAAAUGGACACACUCCAGAACACUUACUUGACAGUAAUCUCAAUGAGUCGACUGUUUCUGCUGUAGCUGAGUCAUCAACUGAUGUAAACAGACGUACAUCCAUUCUCUUCUGCAAAUCAAAAAGUAUAAGCCCCCCAAAGUCUGCAAAGAACACUGAAACCCAGCCAACUUCUCCACAGCUAGGGACCAAAACCUUUUUGUCUGUAGUCCUUCCAAGGUUGGAGACUCUUCUGCAGCCAAGGAAAAGAUCAAGAAGUGCAUGUGGAGAUUCUGAGGUUGAUGAUGAGUCCCCUGUAAAGCGCUUGGAUACAGGCCUAUCAAAUGGUUUUGGAGAUGGAAGUAAAGAGAGAGAGUUAGAUGAUGCUCCAGGAAGAAAAGUUGAACCUCGUCGCCGCUGUGCAUCCGAAUCUAGCAUAUCCUCCAGUAACAGCUUUUUAUGUAAUUCAAGUUUUAGCUUGCCAAAGUGUGGUAAAGGCAAACCAGCGCUUAUACGAAGACACACCUUGGAAGACCGAAGUGAGUUGAUAUCAUGUAUUGAAAAUGGAAACUACGCAAAAGCAGCAAGAAUUGCAGCUGGUUUUUAAAAAGCAAACUGAGAAAUUCCAUCAUGUGGCAUCAUAUUGAUAUCAUUGAUAGCGUUGUUCAUCAGCAGGAUUGGAAUCUUAAACUCCAUCACCCAGACUGCUUCCACUUGAGCUAACAGAGUAACUGAUUGCAGUAAUGGGUUGUCUUCCUUUAUGUGGACCCACACUAGAGGGGGAUGGGACACACUUUGCCAGUGGAUUUCAUAGUUAUUUGGUGACAGCAGAGAAAUGGUGAGACUCUCGGAAUCUUGGGUUGCAUUCCAGGCUCUGGAGGGCUGUAUGCUCUAGUGAACACAGACUCUUUAGCCCAUUCUCACAAACUUGAUCCCUUCUACCCCAUUUCCUCCAACCUCUCCCAGUCCUCCUCCUGUCUCCCUUCCCCACUCACAGUUCCUUUUCCCAGUCCCUUUUUCUUUGCCUACCCAGUCCCAGGCUACACUCCUUUAUCUUCUCAUCCCAGUCCCAAUCUCCUUGCUUACCCAGUCCCAGUUCCCACUCUCCUAUCUCAACUCCUUAUCCCCAUCUCCUUGCUCAGACAGUCUAAUCCCCCCCACUUCCUGGCUCCUCAUCUGAUUUAUCUCUCUCUGUCUCACCACCACACUGCCUUCCAGUCCUAGCCCUGGUCUACACUGGGGGGUUUGGGGGGGGGGGUGUCAAUCUAAGUUACGCAACUUCAGCUACGUGAAUAACGUACCUGAAGUCAAUGUACUUAGAUCAACUUACCAUGGUGUCUUCACCGCAGUGAGUCGACUGCUACCGCUCCCCCGGUGACCUGCCUGCUCCUCUCACAGCGCUGAAGUACAGGAGUCGACGGGAGAGCGCUUGGGGGUUGAUUUAUCGCAUCUAGACUAGACACGAUAAAUCAAUCCCUGCUGGAUCAAUCGCUGCCCACCGAUCCGACGGGUAAUGAAAACAUAUCCCUAGUCUUCCUCCCCAGGUUUCUCAUCCAGUCUCAGUCUUCCCCACUUGGCUCCUUGUCCUUGCCUUCCAACACCCACCCUCAGAUUCCUAGACCCAGUCCUUCCCCAUCCAUUCCUCCCAAUUCAGCUUUUUGGCUCCUCUGCAUUCGAAUCAUUCAGCUUCCUCUGCGCUGCCUGCGUGCCACGGGAAGUCACUGAAAGCACGGGAGAGUCAGGUCUCCACUAAGAACUGAGAGAGGUUCAAGCAUGCUUAGUGAGUACUGACUCUAAGGAGAUUUUUAGCUGCUUAAAUUAAAGUCCCUACUGAGCAUGGGCAAACUGUGGGUUUUUUCCACAGAGGUUUGUAACUUGGCUAAAUGUGGGUGGAUUUUCACUGGGACAGCAAAAGGCACAUUCCUGACAUCAAGGCCACUUCCUGUCAAAUUUAGAGUCCUUGUGCCACAGUAAUAGAGCUUUUCAAAGACAAGGUCACCAAGAAUAUUUUAACAUAAGCAAAACUAUGUAUUUUUCCCUAGCCUUUGUCUCAGAAAUGGCUAAACCAUUUUAACUGAAACUUUCAAAAAAAAAUUCAGCCUGAGGAAGAUAUGCGGCAUGUAGAAUUUCAGCCUAGUCGCUUAAAACACAGUGGCAGUCCAAGAAAAAACAACAAAAAAACAAAAACCAACAAUGUUAAGAACCAUUAGGAAAGGGAUAGAUCAUGAGACAGAAAAUAUAAUACCUCUAUAUAAAUCCAUGGUAUGCCCACAUGUUGAAUACUGCAUGUGGAUCUGGUCGUCCCAUCUCAAAAAAGUUGUUUUGGAAUUGGGAAAGGUACAGAGAAGGGCAACAAAAAUGAUUAGGGGUAUGGAGAGAUUAAAAAGAGUGAGACUUUUCAGGUUGGAAAAGAGACGAGUAAGGCAUAUGAUAGUGGUCUAUUAAAAUCUUGACUGUUAUGGAGAAGUGAUUAAGGAAAUGCUGUUUACUCCUUCAAAUAACACAAGAACUAGGGGUCACCCAAUGAAAUUAAUAUGCAGCAGAUGUAAAACAAAAGGAGGUAAUACUUCACACAACAUAGUCAACUGUGGAACUCUUUGCCAGGGAAUGUUGUGAAGGCCAAAACUAUAACAGGGUUCAAAAAGAAAAUAGAUAAAUUCAUGGAGGAUAAGUCCAUGAAUGGCUAUUAGCCAGGAUGGUUAGGGAUCCAACACCGUGUAAGUGUCCCUAGCCUGUUUGCCAGAAGCUGGGAGUGGAUGGCGGGAUGGGAUCACUUGAUGAUUACCUGUUCUGCUCAUUCCCACUGAAUCACCUGGCAUUGGCCACUGUCGGAAGACAGGAUACUGGGCUAGAUGGACAAUUGGUCUGACCCAGUAUGGCUGUUCUUAUGUUCUUAAGUUUGGCAAAGUUAUAAUGAACUGAAAAUAGGGUCUAAUAAUGGGAUGUGUCGAGUAACCUUAAUAAUCAGUGGUGCCACCAGCUCCACCUAGAACAUGCAAAUGGUUUGUGACUAUAUAGUAUGUUAUAUUUUAAAAUUAACCUCCAAAUUCAUUAUUAAUGAGUUGGUUUAAACUUUACAAAACUUGAAUUCCUCAUUUAGGACUGUGCAGAUACCAAGUUUGAAGUUAUAAAUCAAAGCUGGUAUCUGUCUCAACCAUAGCUGUAGGACCCUUCAGACUCUCCCUGUUUUUUUUUUCAGUUCACAGGAGUAUUUUUAUUUACAUCUUUUGACAACAGAUUUCAGAUUUUCUAGCAGUGUAAGCUGCCAUGACUAUUAGCACAACAGGAAUAAAUGCAGUUCCUCUUCUAGACUGGGGUAAUCAGAAUUUUUUCUUGUGGUAAGAGAAAAUUACUGACUGUGCAUUUUUGUAUAGCAUCCCCGUCACCAAAGUAGGUAAGUGCUUAUUAAAGGAAGUGUUAUCCAUGAGAUUUCACUGUUGGUCACGUCUUGAGAAUUCUCUCUGUGGGAGACUUGCCACAUUCCACAUGCAUGCAACAAAAGCAUAUACACCUUCUUAGCUUUAAAUCAUUUCCUUUUCUUUUAUGUUGACUUUGCAGCUGAGAGAAAUGUAAGUUUCUUUAUUGUUUACCUUGUGUUAGCUUAUUCUAAAUAAAGAUCCUGUACUGUUCUUCACAUAAGUUUAAAUACAUCUAGUUCCUGUAUCUGUAGUAUUUUGGAUCCUAAUGAAGCUCAAGAUGGAAUUAAGAGAUCAGAGCAAUAGAGAAUGUACCUAAACCAGUUUAUUUGUCAAUCAUGCUGAAAAUGAUUGUUGACAAUGUUGUUAGAUUUGAGAUCUUGCCAAAAUUCUUCACUUGGAAUUAGCACAGCUCUUUCCGUAAUAUUCUUGAAUAUCUUCUUUCCUUAACCAAGCUCUUAAAAGGGUAGUUUGAUAUCAUCAGAACCUUAAGAUGUAAGUCUGUCCUUAUUGUUCCCUUGUCACUUAUGUAUUGAAGAAUAUUGUAUGGUUUUGAUAAAGGAAGUGUUAGAUUGUAUAAAAUUUUCUUAAUACUUCUUUUUCUCAUGUCUCAAAAAAAUCUACAGAAGUUACAUAUGAAGAAAAUAAAUGAGAAGAUUUUUUAUUUUCCCCGAAGGCUGAACAGUUUAGUAUUAAAAAGUAGAAUUGUGCCAUCAAGAAUAAAUCAGUAUAAUGCAAUCCUCUUGAUCAAAGGCCUGAACCAAAGCCCUUUUGAAGUCAGUGGUGAGACUCCCAUUGACUUCAGUGGGCUUUGGAUCAGGCCUUUAAAACUGCUGGGAAAACUGUCUUGGGUUCUGCUUUUUUUGCUUACAUUGAUACUGUAAUAAAUCAUAUUUCACAGUUGUGCUCUUUGUGCUUUAAAACUUCUGACAUCUUGGCCAUGAUGUGGUGAUGAGUAGAUGACAGGGAGAUUUUUAUCAGUAGAGUCAGUGUUUACAAAUUUGAGUGCCAAAAGUUAGUUCCAAAAAAUCAGGCCACUUAUUUGAGUAAGUACUGAGUGUCCACACCUCUGAAAAUGAAAUAUAAUGGAUUUAGAUGCCCACGUUUGAAAAUUUUGUUCAAGAAAACUAUUACAACUUUUCUGUGCUAAAGUAUAUAUUAUUCUCUGACUUUCUACAGCAUCUCCUGAGUACUUCUAGUACUCGGAAAAUAAACCACAAUCCUUAGGAAUUUUACAACAACCUUUUUGAUCUGUACUGGGUGGGAAACAUGUUCUUGUUGUUGUUUUCACUAGAAGCAUUACCCAUUUCAAAUCCGAAGAAUGUAUUUUUCCUUCACAUGUAAAAAAAAUUCUUCUAUUCAGUAUGGCCCUAUUACCUGAAAAUUGAAAAUGACUGUAAUUUCUCAUAAUUUUUUUUGGUGCUCUUGCCAGAGUUUCAUCUGCUACAACCAUCAGGGUCUCAACCAUCCCUGGAGCUCUGAGCCUCUUAAUUUCCUUCUAGUAUUCUGAGCCCCAUCCUACUUCCCCACAAAAGAGAUAUGUGGGUCCCUCGCUCCCCAUUCUCUGUUCCCACCCUCAUCCCUGUAGAUCUUUAUGGGCCACAUCUUCUCUCUGAUCUGUGACUGCCUUGUGUCCUGCAGUCAGUUUGUGUUUUCCUUCCUUCCAGUGGUGGUUACCAAGGAGGAGAAGGGGAACUGAGAGAACAGAUGGAGGUAGCUUUAUUCAGCCUCAGAGGCUUACUGUGCUGCCUUCUGUGGAGAAAUAAGCACUGCAGCAACUUUAUACUGUCCUGUAACAUGUUCCGGGCUUUGGUAGUAGAGAAAGGAGUUUUGACAGCUGCCCCAGGGAAAGGCGAGACAGAAGGGAUCAAUGGAGGAUGAAAAAAGCUGAGGAGAAGAAGAGCGGAGAGGAUCUACUCCUGAGUUUGCUCUCUUGCAAAUCAAAAGGCUGGUAUGCCAUGUAAAUGGCAGAACAGUGGUCCUAAAUUAUCAAAUCUCAACCAUGCUUCUCAGUGUUCCAACGGGUUAAUUUAUACCUGAGAUUUGAAGAUCCAAAGUUGUAAAUCACAAUAGCCACUAACUUGUUGGGUGACACUGGGCAAGUAGAUUUUGAGAAGUAACUAGUGAUUUUGGGUGCCCAAUUUAAGACAAGCUAAAGAUGUCUGAUUAUCAGAACGUGCUGAGCACCCACCUUCUGAAAACAUAGCCCUUUAAGACAGUGAGGCACCUAUAAGCUAGUCACCUGUGAAAAUCUUGGCCUUUAUCCUUCUGCGUUUUAGUUAAUCCAUCUGUAACAUACUAGCAUACCUCACAGAAAUGUUGUGGGUCUUAUGAUUUAAUGUACUUUGAUAUCCUGAGAUGAAAGAUGCUGUGUGGGUGCAGAGUAUUAACAAUAAUAAUUAUGGUGAGAUAGGGGCUGAUAAAAUGGCCCAUAGUGAAGAGUUGCAGAGGGGUAACCCAAGCUCUGAAUCUUUACACUACUAAUAUUUAAUUAUGGUUUU
Molecule: messenger RNA, 8811 nt
Organism: Caretta caretta (loggerhead turtle)
Lineage: Eukaryota; Metazoa; Chordata; Testudines; Cheloniidae
Source: RefSeq, a predicted model, not a curated record